Zalophus californianus (California sea lion) is the source of this 1997-nucleotide messenger RNA. RefSeq lists its product as uncharacterized. The transcript is spliced from 3 exons. Bases 1 to 1974 code for a protein of 657 amino acids. NCBI's taxonomy places the organism in Eukaryota, Metazoa, Chordata, Mammalia, Carnivora, Otariidae. The record is from RefSeq and is a predicted model, not a curated record.
AUGGGUGUGCCCGUGCGCUGCCCGCCCCGCCCCUGCCGGCCAGACAAUGGGGGAAGACUGGGCCCCCGGGCUCGGCCGGGCUCGCGAAAGUACUCCCGCCGAGCAUGCGCUGCGCCGCGGGGCCUGCCGGGAGUUGUAGUCCAUGAGCCAGGCCUCCUGCGUGGGCGACUGGGGACUAGCUUUGGAGGGGGCGGGCGGGUGUUCCCCAACUUGGAGGAGGGGCCUUUUCCUUCCUCCAACGAGGAGCGGCGUGCUUAUUCAGCAGCCCAGCUCAGCCUUUCCCUGGGCUUGGGGCUGCAUAUGGAAGAGGAGCGGGUUGGGGAGCAGUCGGGAAAGCACAGGUUCCGACACCCGGAUGGGCUUGAACUGGAACUUGCAGCCGAAGCAGAGCGCGGAGUCGCUAAAGAAGGACACGGACACGAUGGGGCGCUCGAAGAUGUGGAUGGGGUCCACGUGAGACACGAUGCAGCCGCCGGGCUGAUAGUCGUUGAUGACGGCGCUGUUGACGAAGCCCUCGGGGAUGACGCGGUGCUCCACCAGCUUCUGGAUCACCAGCUGGUGCACCCACUCGGGGAUCUCGUCCACAUCGCCCGGCGGGUACAGGCGCUCCUGGCCAGGCCCGCGCUUCUGCAGCUGGGCGCCGUACGUGUAGCCCUCGCCGAAGAAGUACUUGUUGCGCAGCGGGGCCCGGUCCACCGUGUGCUCGUUGUACAGGCCCUUCUCGGCGCGGGACACCACCUCGUCGAUGCGGGCCUCGAUCUUGGCGCACUCGUCCUGGCUGAAAAGACGCAUCUGGCGAAUGCCGCUCUUCACCUUGCGCGCCUCCUCCUCCUUCUGCAGCUGCUGCUCCUCGUAGUCGCUGCGCUCGGGGUCCGAGUCCUCCUGGUACUUGCGCUUAGCCCCGGACACCGGGUAAGGUUCGGCGGCGGCGGCGGCGGCGGCAGCGGCGGCUACGGCGGCGGCGGCGGCGGCCGCUGCCUCUCGGCUGCCCGCCUUAUAGUUGUCCCGGGACGUCAUGGAUUUGAGCUUCUCACGCAGGUCCGUGUAACCGCUGGCGGCCGCCAUGGCCCCCACGACGCUGCUCUAGGGUCCUCCGGGGCCGGAGGGGCGGCCGGGCAUGGCUCUCGGAGGACGCGCCCCGGCGCCCCCGGAGAAAUGGGGUUCCCUCAGCGCCAGGCCCCCAUGCGAGACCGGGGGACCCGGCGGGGGGGGGGCGUCGAGGGAACGGGCGCGGGGUCGGGCCUCAGGGGCGGCGGGUCAUGCAGCGGUGGCGGCAACAGGGCUUCCUUCCCCACCUUCUUCACGUCCCACGGAGCAAGGGCGCCGGCAGCGCCUCAUGCCGCGGAGGGCCGCUGCGGAGGACCGACCCGACUCCCAGCCAGACCCUCAGACGCCCGGCCCAGCCCGCACUUUAAAGCGCUCCUCACGACGUCACGGGCCGUUCGCCCGACGUCCGCCAGCGCCGCUCCUCAGCGAGCUCCUCAGCGCGCACGCGCAAUGCCGCCAGCCACCGCGGCUCCGCGCGCAGCGGGCAUGCGCGUGCGUGUAGGCCGGGUCACCGGAGGCGCCCGCGCAAGCGCAGACGGGGACCGCUCGGCGUCCGACGCCCCUCCCCCACUCACUGAAGGACUCCGAGGGAGCACCCUCAAACAGCAACCUGCCUCCUUGACGCGCCUCCUCCGCGACCGAAGGGCUCCCUCCACAGGGGUGCGCUCACACUGUCAACGCUCUCGCGAUGCUGCGUCACGGCAUCGUCCAAAGGCUCGAAAACGCCUCAGCCCUCAACGCGCAACCACCGGGGAACCGCCACAACCUAGGCUGCCCCGUCACCGCCCCCUUUUGCGUUUCCAGUUCUUUCAUUGGGUCACCGGCCACGCGCCGGGCGGGCCCAGACAGGAGCUUCCGGAAAUUGGUUCGCAUUCGUGUCUGUCAAUCAAGUGGUCGCCUUGGUUACUGCGUCCGUCACUUAAUUAACUGCGUGGAGGGCGUCGAGGACC